AGGGGCGGGGGCCGGCGGGGGUCCCGGGAGCACCGGGAACGGCACCGGGAGCGCCGGGAACAACGGCGGCAUGGAGGUGGAUGGGGCAGGCGUGGCGCAGGUGAUGGCCGGAGGAGUGACCGGCAGCGUGUCCGUGGCCCUGCACCCCCUGGUCAUCCUCAACAUCUCCGACCACUGGAUCCGCCUGCGCUCCCAGGAGGGCCGAAACGGGCAGGUGAUUGGGGCUCUGAUCGGGCGCCAGGAGGGCCGGAACAUCGAGGUGAUGAAUUCCUUCGAGCUGCUGGCCCACGGCUCGGGGGGACACGUGCUCAUCGACAAGGAGUACUACUACACCAAGGAGGAGCAGUUCAAGCAGGUGUUCAAGGACCUGGAGUUUUUGGGGUGGUACACGACAGGGGGACCCCCUGAGCCCGCUGACAUCCACGUGCACAAACAGGUGUGUGAGAUCAUCGAGAGCCCCCUGUUCCUGAAGCUCAACCCCAUGACCAAGCACACUGACCUCCCCGUCAGCGUCUUCGAGUCCGUGAUCGACAUCAUCAACGGGGAGGCCACCAUGCUGUUUGCUGAGCUCCCCUACACUUUGGCCACCGAGGAGGCCGAGAGGAUCGGGGUGGAUCACGUGGCCAGGAUGACAGCGACGGGGGGAGGGGAGAACAGCACAGUGGCAGAGCACCUGAUCGCCCAGCACAGCGCCAUCAAGAUGCUGCACAGCCGCGUGCGCCUCAUCCUGGAGUACGUCAGGGCGGCUGAGAACGGGGAGGUUCCGUUCAACCACGAGAUCCUGCGGGAGGCCUGCGCGCUCUGCCACUGCCUGCCCGUGCUGAGCACAGAGAAAUUCAAAACUGACUUUUAUGAUCAAUGCAACGACGUGGGGCUCAUGGCCUACCUGGGCACCAUCACCAAGACCUGCAACACCAUGAACCAGUUUGUGAACAAAUUCAACGUGCUCUACGACCGCCAGGGCAUCGGCCGCCGCAUGAGGGGGCUGUUCUUCUGAAAACCAUCCAAAAAUAUCCCAAAAACAUCCCAAAAACAUCCUAAUAAUGGGGUAAAACCCACCCAAAAACCAUCCUAAAUCAUCCAAAAAUGGGAUAAAACCCAAUUCCUGAUGUACAAAUUCAACGUGCUGUACGACUGCCAGGGCAUCGGGCGCCGCAUGAGAGGGCUCUUCUUCUAAAAGCCAUCCAAAAAUAUCCCAAAAACAUCCCAAAAAUAUCCUAAACCCACCCUAAAUCAUCCAAAAAUGGGAUAAAACCCACCCAGAAAUGGGAUAACACCCAGUUUGUGAACAAAUUCAACGUGCUCUACGACCGCCAGGGCAUCGGGCGGCGCAUGAGGGGGCUCUUCUUCUGAAAAUAACCCAAAAACUGCCCAAAAACAUCCAAAACCCACCCAAAAACCACCCUAAAUCAUCCAGAAAUGGGAUAAAACCACCCAAAAUCACCCCAAAACCACCCAAAAACCACCCAAAAACAUUAAAAAAUGGGA
Catharus ustulatus (Swainson's thrush) is the source of this 1488-nucleotide messenger RNA. It is a transcript of the gene COPS6, whose product is annotated as COP9 signalosome subunit 6. NCBI's taxonomy places the organism in Eukaryota, Metazoa, Chordata, Aves, Passeriformes, Turdidae. Gene Ontology annotation, cellular component: COP9 signalosome. The transcript is spliced from 11 exons. The record is from RefSeq and is a predicted model, not a curated record. The coding region runs from base 71 to 997 and encodes 308 amino acids. Gene Ontology annotation, biological process: protein deneddylation. Gene Ontology annotation, molecular function: protein binding; metallopeptidase activity.